GGCGGUUUGACAACUGCUUGUAAAUUGUAAGAUUAAAAAUUUUGUUAUUUAUAUAUGAAAUUUAACAAAUAAUUAUACAAUAUUAAUUUUAAUAAAAUAAAACAUGUUAUUAACAUUAAAACCAGAUCAUAAGAAACAUGUAUUACUUCUUACAGAUUAUACACCGCAAGUUUUACAAGAUUUUUGCAAAUUAGCUUUAGAUUAUUUGCAAAAAGGACCAAAUAUUAAAUUAUAUAAUGCAGCAGCUCAAAAAUUAGAAAUUGAAGUAAGUUUAAUUAAAAAUUCAGUUGAAGGACUUGUUAAUUUAUUAAUAGAGAGUUGUAGAUAUAAGUUAAACUCUGAAGAUUUUAGAGAUUCUAUAAUAUCUUUAGGUUUUUCAGAACAGCAGGAAAUUAUAUUAAGUAAAUUAUAUAAUGUUAAAAAAGAUGAAAUAUUAGAUACACUUAAGAAUAUUGGAUUUAAAUUACCAAAAUACCAUGACAUGGAAUGGAGAUUUGAAGUGCAGAUUGCAUCAAGAGCAUUAUUAAAGCAAGUUGCUCCACUUAUUACUUUGGAUUUAUCUAUAAAAAAUUCUGAUAAGGAUGAAAAUAUUGAACAUAUAUUACUUCAAACUGAUCCUAUUAAUUUAUCAUAUAUAACACAACAAUUAGAAGAAGCUGUACAAGAAGGGUACAGUCAACAUAUUCGUAGACUUUCAAGAGUCAUAAAAUGAUAAUACUAUAUAUGUAAUGUAAUUAAAUUUUAUGCAAUAAAGUAUAUAGAUAUUAUAAAA
Molecule: messenger RNA, 772 nt
Organism: Apis laboriosa (Himalayan honeybee)
Lineage: Eukaryota; Metazoa; Arthropoda; Insecta; Hymenoptera; Apidae
Product: COMM domain-containing protein 2
Exons: 5
Coding region: 104-712 (202 amino acids)
Source: RefSeq, a predicted model, not a curated record